AUAUUAUGUAGUGUUGUUGUAUUUGGGAGGCGGGGGACUAAGCGAGUUUUGGAUGGGGUUUAAGUGGGGGUGGAUAUCCAAAUGGGGGUGGGGCGGGAUGGUUUUAAAAUUGGAUUCGGCACGGGGAUGAGGAUGAGUUUUGGACCCGCCACGGGGAUGGGGAUGAGAAUGGGGAUAGGGAUGAGAAUAUAAUGUUAGGCGGAAAUGGGGAUAAGAAAGCUAGCAUCCAUCCCCUUGCCCCGCCCCGUUGACAUCCAUAAUAACGUCACUGUAUUAUGUUUUCAAACUAGUAUCGAUUAGGGGUUAUUGUUUUUAUAUAAUUAGUUGAUUGAUGACGUUAUAUUAUGAUGACAGUGGUUGGAAAUUGAAUUUUGGUUGUAAUUUAAAAUAUUGAGUAGCUUUUUUUGGUUGUAAUUUGCAAAAAUUAACUUAAAUGGUUGUAACCCGCAAAAUGACUAUUUAUACUGGUUGUAGUUGACAAAUUUUCCUAAGUCAAAGGUAACUAGUGCAUGAGAGAAAGUGAGGGAUAACUCAAGGAGUUAGAGUUCCCCUCCCGGAUCAAAGAGAUGUUACGAUUGAUUCUCUAUCACCCAUCCUUAUGGCUAUCUAAACACCCAAAAAAAAGUUUAUACAUAGUAUAAAAUCUUAUAUGAUUCUUAAAAAAACCUGAGAGAGUAUGACUAAAUUAUGCAUACGAUGUAAUCUUUCGCAUUAUGACUUUAUGAGAGUUCGAUGAUUAUCUUAUUAAUUUUUGUUUUUUUUUUUUUUUUUUUUUUUUUGGAGACUGAGAAGUAAAAGAACCAUCCUCGUACAAUAAAAGUAGAUAAUCUACCCAAAUGGCACGUGUCACGUCUACCUUACAUAAUCGGUGAGCCGGUAAGAUUCCACUCAUCAAAUCAACGCUCUCACAAUCCAACGGUUGACAUUGAAUCACCCACCCCCAACAAAUCCCUAACCCUCCAUGUCUCCCCCUUUAUAUACCCCCAUUUUUCUCUCUCCUAAACCCUGUUCAUACUUCAUUUCACAAAUACAAGAAACAAAAACCCAACAAAAAAAAAAAAAUCAAAAUUACAAAAAUAAAAAAUGGGAAUGUUACCGUUGAAAGCAGUGGUAGUAUCAACCGGCGUCGUUUCACUAGCUGUGAUACUCAAACUACCACUGCCGGUAAUCUUAGACUUCCUCACCUCCGAGCUUCCUCUCUUCUGGUCGCUAGCACUCUCAUGGCUCAGACCUCCAUACAUGUACCUUCUCAUCAACUGCAUCAUCAUCUCCAUUGUUGCAUCCUCUAAGCUUCAGCCACGUGGCGGUGAUGGCAAUGCCGAAACCCUAGUUCCGGCGCCGGCGAGUUUUCCGGUGGCAGAUAGUGAAGAUGUACACGUGGCGGUAAUGGAGGUCGCUAAAGAGGAUGAUGUGGUGGUGUUCGGAUACGUUGACAGUCCAAUUGUUACUAAAAUGGAUGAACCUGUGAAAGUUGUUGGAGGUGGUAGUGAUGACGUGGAGGAGAGAGAAAAAUUUGAGGAUGGUGAUGAGUUUGUGCUGUCGAAGCCGGUGUGGAACUCGCCGGAGAAAUGUGCGCCGGUGGUGGUGCCGGAAUUUUCGCCGGUGUCUUCGGCGGAGAAACCGUCUUUUUCGGCGAGGUUUGGUCAUCGGAGAGCUGUCAAAGCUAGUCCUGAAGGAAAAGCAGUGCUGAAAGUAUCAAGGCCAAAAAAACAAGAGACACUGGAGUCCACGUGGCGGACGAUAACAGAGGGACGGUCAAUGCCGUUGACACGUCACCUGAAGAAGUCCGACACAUUCGCCGGAGCAUCGCCGGAGGAGUCUCCGGUCAAGGUGAUGAAGAAAUCUGACACUUUCAACAACGGAAGAGGUAGCGCAUCGCCGGCGAGUGCGAGUUCGAGGCUGAGGAGAGAGCCGUCGCUGAGUCAAGACGAGUUGAACCGCCGUGUUGAGGCGUUUAUCAAGAAGUUUAACGAGGAGAUGCGGUUGCAACGGCAAGACUCACUUAACCAAUACAAAGAGGUGGUUAGUCGUGGGUCCCACUAGAUGUAAUGAAAAAAAUUAAAAUGUAAAAAAGAUAUAAUAAUUAUCUUUUUCGGAUUUAAAUUUUUUUAUUUUUUUAAGGGGUGGGAUUUUGAGAGUUCAAAUGUGAGCUAGGUCAUGCAAAGAUUUCUUUUGCAAUUCUAGCAGGAAAUCAAUUUGGUAUUGUUGGAACCCUGUAAUUAGCUUGAUUUUUGGUUCUCUAGUGGCUAUGUUUAAUUUGAUUUUAUGAAGGAAAUUGCGAAUAUGGCAAGAAAUUUUCAUUUGUUUGCAAAAAAAUGUUGUAUCGAAGGAAAAAAAAAAAAAAGUU
Chenopodium quinoa (quinoa) is the source of this 2347-nucleotide messenger RNA. RefSeq lists its product as uncharacterized. NCBI's taxonomy places the organism in Eukaryota, Viridiplantae, Streptophyta, Magnoliopsida, Caryophyllales, Amaranthaceae. The transcript is spliced from 2 exons. Bases 1084 to 2043 code for a protein of 319 amino acids. The record is from RefSeq and is a predicted model, not a curated record.